GAGCCGGCUGGUCGCGAGAGAGGAGCCUCCCUUCCCGUUCGUCCGUGAGCUAGCCGCGCGACCCUUUCGACUGGACACUGCGGCGCUAUCCAGUUCCACCACGAUCGAGAUACUACGGGAAAGUGUCGGUUAAAGUGCUCGUUCACGUGACUCCGCUCAUCGGCUACACGGCUUCCUACGAAAAAUGGCAUCUGGAGUGACAGUCGCGGACGUUUGCAAGACAACGUACGAGGAGAUAAAGAAAGACAAAAAGCACCGAUAUGUGAUCUUCUACAUCAAAGAUGAGAGGCAGAUAGACGUUGAAGUCAUCGGACCUCGCGAUGCGGCUUAUGACGCUUUCCUCGAAGAUUUGCAGAAGGGCGGUAGCGGGGAGUGCCGCUAUGGCCUGUUCGACUUUGAAUAUACUCAUCAGUGUCAGGGUACUUCCGAGGCAUCCAAGAAACAGAAACUCUUCUUGAUGUCGUGGUGUCCUGACACGGCCAAAGUUAAGAAGAAGAUGUUGUAUUCGAGUUCUUUCGACGCUCUGAAAAAGUCGCUGGUUGGUGUACAAAAGUACAUACAGGCGACGGAUCUUUCGGAGGCUUCUGAGGAAGCCGUCGAGGAGAAACUUCGAGCUACCGACAGGAAUUAGGAGUAUUCCAGCGAAUCCAAACUACUAUUACGAGAUAAGAAAAGGAAAAAAAAACAAUUGAAAUACAAUACGCGGAUUAACUUUUCAGACAAGAAAAUAAUGCUCUAUACUGUCGUUGCAUCGAGGGUUCAUGUUUUUACACAUUUUUCACUUUUAAAUGAGACCGAUUAUCAAGUAUUUUGCGCUACAUAUGUUAGUCACCAGAGGAGCGUAAGCAUUAGUAAAAGUGAAUAGGAAUAAAGAGAAAGAAACAAAAAGGAUAACAAAGGGAGGAGAACCCUUUUCAUACCGCGGACGUUGUGUGAAUCUGUCUGAUAUAUAAUAUUAUAUUAUUAUAAUUAUAAGGUAAUUGUACACACAAGAAUACAAAACAAUUUACUACCAGUCAAAUAGUAAAACAGAAUUAUUACAUUUCUUCUCACAGGCUGUAUAACGUUUAAAUUAAAUUCAUUUCAUUACAAAUAAAAUUUCUGACAAUGUCCUAUCAGUGAAA
Messenger RNA from Odontomachus brunneus, 1124 nucleotides. RefSeq names its product cofilin/actin-depolymerizing factor homolog (gene tsr). Bases 185 to 631 code for a protein of 148 amino acids. Gene Ontology annotation, molecular function: actin filament binding. Gene Ontology annotation, biological process: actin filament fragmentation; cell motility; actin filament severing. Gene Ontology annotation, cellular component: actin cortical patch; actin cytoskeleton; cytoplasm. The transcript has 3 exons. NCBI's taxonomy places the organism in Eukaryota, Metazoa, Arthropoda, Insecta, Hymenoptera, Formicidae. The record is from RefSeq and is a predicted model, not a curated record.